Messenger RNA from Stylophora pistillata, 2270 nucleotides. RefSeq lists its product as uncharacterized. Gene Ontology annotation, biological process: regulation of transcription by RNA polymerase II. Gene Ontology annotation, molecular function: DNA-binding transcription factor activity, RNA polymerase II-specific. The record is from RefSeq and is a predicted model, not a curated record. Gene Ontology annotation, cellular component: nucleus. Lineage: Eukaryota; Metazoa; Cnidaria; Anthozoa; Scleractinia; Pocilloporidae.
UAGACGAGAGUCCAUGAUUCUCAGAAUUAAGAUUCGCGAAGCUUAUUCUAAAACAUUAAGAGACAUUGUCGCAUUUCUCUUGAUUUACUUACCUCCAAAAUGACAAAAUACGACAAGCAAGGUGUUCCUAACCUAAGUUUUCAUAAUCCGAUGCGAAUAACUCUUUACCCAGAAGGUUUGUACACGUACGCGAUGGGAAACACACCAGCCCGAGAUAUAACGGAGCUGUUGGGCUCAUCGAUAGAACAACAUGUAUACGUGUUGCUCUUAGCAUGCGGUGAUGUUAGAAAUUUCCUAUGCAGUUUGUCUGAGUUAUCUCUAAGAAAACCACGUGAACGUCCUAAGAGUUUAAGUUUCCAUUUGAAUGAUUAUGAUCCAUCAGUGAUAGCACGCGAUGCUGUGCUCCUAGAGGUCGCUAGUGUGAUAAAUCCUGAUGUCCCUGCUGAUGUAGACUUCUUGUGGAACAUUUGGUAUAACCUAGCACUGUCGGUGGCCGACUUUGAUCGACUGCGAAAAUUACUCACUGAACUGUUAGAGAAGAAAUUUGACAGCGACGAUAGUAUCUUAAAGUUUCGGGAGGACGGCGUUCUCCAGGAAUGUCGAGAUAUAUGGAAAGACUGGAGAGAUCUCGAUCUCGAAGUGAAAAGUGUAAAAGAGGAGAGAAACAACCUGAUAGAGGACGCGAAAAAAAGUUUAGGGUUCUUUGAAGAUUCUCAUUGCCAGUCUACACUAACUCAUAUGGUGAUGGCAAUCUAUGAAGAGGAACUAGACAAUUUUGUGAAACCUGCAGCGACAAAUCCACUCUACACGGAAAUACAACACUGGUAUAGAGAAGGUUGUACGAAUGAUGAGUCGGAGAAAACAAAUCCGACAUUGGUUCGUCCAUUUGUUCACAAGUGGAGACAGCAUUAUGGUUCCUGUGCGUUUGAGGGUUAUCCACCACUGGAAAGGAAAGACCUCGAACAAGGUAAAUCAUGUGCUGAGGUUUGCAAGGAAAAGCUGGCAGUCUGGAUAAAAAGACUUCAGGAGCAUUAUGAAAAUCACCAAAACAAUCUGAAGGUUACCCUGUGGACAGGCGAUGGACUUACUUUGUGUACAAGUGGUUUUCCGCCAGAAGUGUUGUUCGACGUAAUCGAUACAAGUAAUCUCAGCGAUCACAUUGGUUUGUUGAAUGUCCUCGUCUGCUGUUCCCCAAGGUUAAAGGUGCCAAAUGUUUCCCUGCUGUUCACAUCAAGCAUGUUAUGGAGCCAUGCAUGGGACAGUAUAGAGGAGUAUUACAACAAAUGUGUUGGUGUUCCGUUGCAACUUCUCCCAACAGUUCUCGGUUUGAAGCUGGCUAUUGAUCUCGAAUUGGGAAGCAAAAAACUUCCGGACAAAUUGGACUCUACUGAGGAGACUCUUUGCUGGGUGAAGGCGGACCCUAAAAGGACUUUAUUGACUAUAGAUAAAGCCACUGACGUUGUCCAAGCGCUACUGCGUCUCACAGAGCGUUGCUUCAAUCUAGCGAAUGAGAUCAUUCAUUACACUGGCGUCACUUCACCUUCGCCUCUGACCUUGCUUCGAAUUAUACAUCAGGCACAACCACUCUUCAAGGGAGGAGGUCAUAUCAAUUUUAAAGUUAGCUGUUAGCCUGCAGCGUAUGCAUGUUCAUGCUGUUCGAGCACUAAAAAGCGGAUUGAUCAGUCCUGCUGUACAAAGGAAACCCUAAAAAAAACAACUCGAGUUCCAACUUAAUUCUCUCAGUGAGUUGGCACGUAGAGUGAUAAAGCUCGCUCUGCAAGGAAAACUGCUUGCACUGCCGGAAAGUUUACAUAUUUCUAAUAAACCAAUUGUUCCAUAAUUAUUUUCUAAAAUUGUUUGAAUCAUUUCUAUUAAGAUUAUCUUAAUUGUAAUCAACAUCGCCCGGCCUUGGUUUUUAACAUAACAAGAAUUGAGGACCUUCCUCAAUUCAUAGGCUGUUCCUAAUAUACUGCACUUUGUGUUCACAAGUUUUUAGGUGAGUAAGGGAAGAUAAAUUGCCCUCACAUUUUAUCUACAUUUGUCUCAACAACAGAGAACGGACAGAGUAAAUCUGAACAAUUUUGUAUUGGGAAAUUCAAGGGGAAGAAGAAUGGAUGUAAUCUCCUAGUUUUAUGGGAAGGAAAUAUUGACGAGCAAUUUGGGUUGGUUAUUUGCGUUUUAGCCGCCAAGAUAAUUGACGUUCUUGAACAAGAGCUACCAGCUGAAUUUAAGAGGAAGUACGGACUAUCCUGGAGUUUGAUAAAGGCGUC